AUGAACAGGCCGAUCCAGGUGAAACCAGCAGACAGCGAAAGCCGAGGAGAAGACAGAAAACUUUUUGUGGGCAUGCUCAACAAACAACAGUCAGAAGAUGACGUCCGUCGGUUAUUUGAAGCGUUCGGGAACAUCGAGGAAUGCACGAUACUUCGAGGACCGGAUGGCAACAGCAAAGGGUGCGCUUUUGUGAAAUACUCCUCACAUGCAGAAGCCCAGGCGGCCAUAAACGCUUUACACGGAAGCCAGACAAUGCCGGUGACACAAAGCCCCACCACGGCUGAUCCUUUGCAACAGGCAUACGCUGGAGUACAGCAAUACGCAGCUGCCUAUCCUGCUGCCUAUGGUCAGAUAGGCCAAGCCUUUCCACAGCCACCUCCCAUGAUACCACAGCAACAGAGAGAAGGACCAGAGGGCUGCAACCUGUUUAUCUACCAUCUGCCCCAGGAGUUUGGGGACGCAGAGCUGAUGCAGAUGUUCCUGCCAUUCGGCUUUGUGAGUUUUGACAAUCCUGCUAGCGCCCAAGCGGCCAUUCAGGCCAUGAAUGGAUUCCAGAUUGGGAUGAAGAGGCUGAAAGUCCAGCUGAAAAGGCCAAAGGAUGCUAACCGUCCUUAUUGA
Messenger RNA from Pseudonaja textilis, 618 nucleotides. The record is from RefSeq and is a predicted model, not a curated record. Lineage: Eukaryota; Metazoa; Chordata; Lepidosauria; Squamata; Elapidae.